AUGGUUAGCAUGGCAAACCAACAUCCUCCUACAAUGGAAGCGACGUCUUCAAGCAUACAACCCAACAUUAUUUUCAUCAUGGCAGAUGAUCAUGCCUCGAAGGCUAUUAGUUGCUACGGAGCUGGCAUCAACCGCACUCCCAACAUUGACCGCUUAGCGACGGAGGGCAUGAAGUUCAAUCACUGCUAUGUGACGAAUUCUAUUUGUACUCCGUCUCGUGCGUCAAUCUUGACUGGCACGUAUAAUCACGUCAAUGGUGUGAUGACGCUUGACAACCAUAUUAACAAGCAUAUCCCAAAUGUUGCGAAGCAUUUGCGCACUGGGGGUUAUCAAACAGCUAUGGUGGGAAAGUGGCAUCUCGGAGAAGGGAAACCACAUGAGCCUACGGGUUUCGAUUACUGGUCGAUACUCCCCGGACAAGGAGAGUACUGGGAUCCAGAGUUUGUCGAGCCGACUGGAACUAAAGUCGAGACCGGAUACGUGACCAACAUCAUCACCGACAAAAGUCUGGAUUGGAUCAAAUCUCGCGAUACAACCAGACCUUUCUUUUUGAUGUGCCAUCAUAAAGCGCCGCAUCGAUCAUGGGAAUGCGACGAGAAGCAUAAACAUCUUUACAAAAGCCCCAUCAAACUGCCGGAUACAUUUACAGACGAAUACAAAAACCGAGCCAAGGCCGCUAAGGUGGUCAAGUUCCGCGUCGUCGAGGAUCUGACUUACCAGGACCUAGGCCUGGUACAGCCCGAGGGAGGCAAUUGGGUCGGUGAGAGAGUUGUGCAGGAGAAGGGCGCUUCGGAGCGUAAAAUUCCCAUGCCAUCAUCAGAUGAAGUAGUCAAAUCAUUGCGGCUGAUCGACAAGGAUACCGGGGAGGUAUUCACAUUCUCAUCUCUUACGGAACUCGCUGAGUUCAAGUACCAACGGUACAUGCAGAGGUACCUCCAAACCAUUCAGUCGAUUGACGACAGCGUUGGUCGGCUAUUGAAGUAUCUCGAUGGAGAGGAGCCCUCAUUGCGCGAAAAUACAAUUAUCAUUUACACUUCCGAUCAAGGGUUCUUUCUCGGAGAGCAUGGAUGGUUCGAUAAACGAUUCAUGUAUGAAGAGUCAUUCCAAAUGCCCUUUCUAAUUCGAUAUCCCACCGAAAUCCAACCGGGCAGUAUUUGCAACGAUAUCAUCUCCAACGUGGAUUUUGCAACCACAUGGUUGGAUUUUGCAGGCUUGACUAUUCCGAGUUAUAUGCAGGGCGUUUCCUUCCGCCCGUUGUUGCAAGGUAAUACUCCAAAGGAUUGGCAACAAGUAGCAUACCACAGGUACUGGAUGCAUAACGACAUUAUCCAUCAAGCGUAUGCUCAUUAUGGUAUCCGAGAUCAUCGUUACAAGUUAAUAUAUUGGUACAACGAAGAUCUAGACGUCGAAGGAGCUCGUCCGGGUGCUGCGGAUGAGAAGGAAUGGGAGUUAUUUGAUUGUUACAAGGACCCAUUAGAACUAUUCAAUGUGUAUGAUGAUCCUGAGUAUGCAGAUGUUGUCGAGAGAAUGGCGGGUUUGUUAGAGAAGAAGAUGGCUGAGAUUGGUGACGAGCCGGUUCAUGAGAGAAUACCCGCUCUACUCGUGAAUUUAGCAGGUAUAAUACCACACGCUCCUUCAGGCACAAUGUGGCCACUUUCAACGCUUGAGUCUACGGCUCUUCUGAGUAUCUUUUCUACUAUUCCGAUUGUCUAUGGUCUGGAUGAGCUCAUCUGCAAGAACUCGUCAUACUCCGCUUCUGAAAGAGCCACAGAUUUACUCCAGAGAAUGACAUGGGAAGAGAAGAUAGGUCAAAUGGGCGGAGUGAGAACCCUUUUGGGUGCAAACCUGACAUUCAAUGAAACGACGUAUAAAUCUGUUCAUGAGUUGCAGAAUGGGAUUCUAGGAUUCGGAUAUAUGUUGAAUCAUGCAUUAGAUGUCCUUCCGAUUGCCAACAAAGUCAGAGAGCAGGAGAUUGAAUAUUCUCGCUUGGGGAUCCCGUACAUCACAGUCACGGACUCGGUUAAUUCAAUCUAUUUACCGGGGGGAACAUUUUACCCAGCAACGUUAUCAAUGAGCGCUUCGUAG
This is a messenger RNA of Talaromyces stipitatus ATCC 10500, 2085 nucleotides long. Its product is annotated as mucin-desulfating sulfatase, putative. Bases 1 to 2085 code for a protein of 694 amino acids. The transcript is spliced from 5 exons. Gene Ontology annotation, biological process: carbohydrate metabolic process. NCBI's taxonomy places the organism in Eukaryota, Fungi, Ascomycota, Eurotiomycetes, Eurotiales, Trichocomaceae. The record is from RefSeq and is a predicted model, not a curated record. Gene Ontology annotation, molecular function: hydrolase activity, hydrolyzing O-glycosyl compounds.